CAGUAGCGGGUCAUAGGUAAUCACUGAGUUUAAUUGUCACUUGAUUCCAUAAAUACAAUUAACGAUUUAUUAAUCAAACGGCUAACUAAAUGAGAACUGGAAUUAACAGCAGAGUGCAACGAAGCAGCGUUAUUCUAAUCUCAAAUAAACGAAGUGCAGCCGGUAACUGCAAUGAAUUCCCCUCCCGUACGAGCCGUACCGAGUUUGGCCUUGUCUAGCCCGACAGAAAUCCGCUCUCUAUUUAUUGUAUAUAGAAUUAAAAACGAAAGCAAAUCAUUGUUAAAGUGUAUUAUUGAAAAAAAUUAUAACCAAUCUAUAUUAUCUAAAAUCCCUAAUAAGAAACACCAACAUAUGACGAACAUAACCUCAAAAUCUCAAAAUCACGCUCAAAAUGGCUGCAAAGGAGGUUAAGUUCUGUGAGGAGCUUGAAAGUGAAAGUGAGAGUAAAAUGUUUGGACCUCUUAAUUUCGACGAAGUUGGCACCCACAGCCCCCAGGUUACGUACUCAGAAGUGGUUUGCCUCCUUUGUGACAAUAUUUUCAACAUUCCGUUAAGUUUCGAAAUAUUCGUGCGGCAUUUAUUCGAAGUACAUAAUUUACUGAUAGAAGAUGUUCAAACAAUGGAUAAUUUGCCCGAAUAUAUUCGGUACUGGCGCGAUAAAUUCAAGCAAACACCAAUCGAAGAGAUCGUUCCGGCAAUUAGAAUCGAUUCAUCCCAUAGAUUAUUUUUUAUGCUUUCAACUCUACUCGAAGAUGAUAAGAAAUUGAGACAUCGCUUGAAAUUAGAGCACGUCCUAAAAGUACAGGAGUUUGAGCGCACUGAUACGAGUUACACCAGAAUGUGCCUUUUUUGCAAACUUGAUUUUGAAGGCAAAAGGGUUGAUUUCAUUGCACAUCUAGAAAACCACCACAAUAUGCAGUUGGGAAAUCCACAGAACUUGGUGUACAUCGAAGAGUUGGUGGAAAAAAUUGCAGAAACGGUGGAUAAGCUCAUUUGUAUGUUUUGCAACCGACUUUUUCCAGAGAGGAUGGUUUUGAAGGAGCACAUGAGGAAGAAAUUGCAUAAGCGGAUUAACAGACGCAAUUCAGAUUAUGAUAAAUUUUUUAUUGUCAAUUAUUUAGAGUCUGAUGAGAAAGCAAAAAAUGUAAAUAGAGAGAAGGACGAGGUUUACACAAGUGAAGACAGUCUCAAUGAUGAUGAAGAGUAUUAUGAUUGGAAUGAGAAAGAAGACGUAAUCAUCUGUUUAUUUUGUGAUAAACGCGAAACUGAUAUUAAUAUUUUGUGUUUACAUAUGGAAGCAGAUCACGGUUUUGAUUUUGCAGAGUGUAUGAAAGAGUUUGAUUUUUAUCAGAAAGUCAAAUUUGUGAAUUAUGUGCGUAGGCAGAUGCACCGUAAAAGGUGUUUGUAUUGUGACGUUGCGUUUACGGCUGUAAGAAGUUUGCAGAGCCAUUUAAUUGAGGAAGAGCACUGUAAGAUUCCAGACAUUAAAGUUUUUGAUCAACCAGAGUUUUACUUCCCUACAUAUGAAAAUGAUGCCUUUCUUUAUUUAAUAGAUGAUGUUGAAGACUGAGUGUUUGUUUCAUUAGUUUUGUUUACAAUAAAAUGCAUUUAAAGUU
Messenger RNA from Zophobas morio, 1616 nucleotides. Its product is annotated as zinc finger protein 277. The transcript is spliced from 5 exons. The record is from RefSeq and is a predicted model, not a curated record. The coding region runs from base 392 to 1570 and encodes 392 amino acids. NCBI's taxonomy places the organism in Eukaryota, Metazoa, Arthropoda, Insecta, Coleoptera, Tenebrionidae.